CUGAAUGGGGGUGCCUUCUAUCUUUAGGUCCCAUAGCGGGUCAUGUUGGUGAUGGUAACUUCCACUGCUUGAUGGUGGUGGACCCCACUGACCCAGAGGAGCUGCACCAGGUCCACCUGUUCACUGAGAGACUGGCCAGGCGAGCCCUGGCCAUGGGUGGCACAUGUACAGGCGAGCACGGAGUAGGUUUGGGGAAGAGAGCACUACUGUGUGAGGAGAUGGGAUCCAUGGCUAUCCAGGUCAUGCAGGGUCUCAAAGACACCCUUGACCCACAUAAUAUGAUGAAUCCUGGGAAAAUUCUACAGCCAAGAGAACUAUAAACAGUAUUAUUGUUUUAUCUGUAUACUGUUCAUGGCACAAUGAUUUCAUUUUUAGAGCAUAUUGCACAUAGAAGUAUUUCUUGUUAAAACAGAAUUUAACUGACUCAAGUAAACAGCUGAAUAUCACUUGGAAGAUAUUGUUAAUUAAUGUGAGGUGAGAUUAAAUCUGUGAUGAUUUCAUUGGUGUUGGUGUUUCUGUCAUCAGGUGCAUCAUGUGAGCAUGCAUUCUUUUGCAAGGAGAUCUAAGAAUAUGUCAACUAAGAAAAUCCAGAAAUUAUUUAUUUUGAUUGGACUGUGGCAGAAACCUGUGGAAUGAGCAAGCAAUUUGAAGAGUUCAUAUAAUGUUUUGGCUCUGUAUAAUAAUUAAACAGUGGGCAUCAUACUGAAAAAAACUGCAUGACAACUUGUAACAUGAAUCCGCCAAAGGCUCCACCACUUACUCCAUCUCCAUCAGUAUGGUUGCUCCCUUUUUCAUCUCUGCAGCAGCAGCACUUAACUAAACAUUAAGAAUGAAAUAAAAAGAGUUUACACAGCCUCUGAUGUACAAUAAUGUAUCUUGUGUGACUUUAUAAUAUCUCAGAGACACAUGCAUGUGCAUAUACCAUCAUUAAAGAGUUGUUUUUUUUACCUAUCUAAUCUGAUUGAAUUGAAUAACACUGCAUGAUUUAGAAUCAUCUCUAUGUAUUGGUUUCAGGUAAUGAAGGUAAUGAAGUUAAUAAAGGGUAGUUGUGUUCUU
This is a messenger RNA of Lates calcarifer (barramundi perch), 1056 nucleotides long. Its product is annotated as probable D-lactate dehydrogenase, mitochondrial. NCBI's taxonomy places the organism in Eukaryota, Metazoa, Chordata, Actinopteri, Centropomidae. Gene Ontology annotation, biological process: lactate catabolic process. The coding region runs from base 72 to 320 and encodes 82 amino acids. Gene Ontology annotation, cellular component: mitochondrion. The record is from RefSeq and is a predicted model, not a curated record. Gene Ontology annotation, molecular function: D-lactate dehydrogenase (cytochrome) activity; D-lactate dehydrogenase (NAD+) activity; flavin adenine dinucleotide binding. The transcript is spliced from 2 exons.